This is a messenger RNA of Capsicum annuum, 337 nucleotides long. RefSeq names its product secreted RxLR effector protein 161-like. The transcript has a single exon. Lineage: Eukaryota; Viridiplantae; Streptophyta; Magnoliopsida; Solanales; Solanaceae. The annotation marks the transcript as partial. The record is from RefSeq and is a predicted model, not a curated record.
AUGAAUGUUGGUGAAAAAUUGCGGCUUAAUGAAGGAGCAGAGAUGGAUGAUGCUAGAAGUUUCAGAAGCCUAGUUGGAGGUUUGAUUUACCUAACCCACACUUGCCCCGAUAUUGCAUUCUCUGUUGGUGUCAUUUCCAGGUUCAUGCAACAACCUUCAAAGGUUCAUUUUGGAGCAGCAAAAAGGGUUCUGCGUUAUAUCGCUGGAACUAUGGACUAUGGUAUUUGGUAUUCACAAGUUUCCAAUUUUAGAUUAUGCGGGUUCACUGAUAGUGACUAUACUGGUUCGUUGGAUGAUAGACGGAGCGUUUCAGCUCAUGUUUUCACUUUAGGUUCAG